GUGAUCGGCCUUUUCCCGAUCCCGAGAUCGAUUCUAAUAUCUUAAUCUUAAACCCUGCCUCGCACGUGCUCUCUGUAUACAAGAAGCCCUAGUGAUUUUUUUCCCUCUCAUUCAACACCGACGUGCGCAAACCUGCAACUGCAAUUCCAAGGUCCAACCUCCAGGAGUAAACCUCUCCUCUCAUCCUCCAUCUAUUCGUAUCUUAUAACCCUCUUUCUCUCUCUCUCUCUCUCUCUCUCACGUUUCAGUGUUUAUUUUCAUCUAUUCGUCUGACAGAGAUGGAGAAUUAUUAAGCUUCUUGUUCUGAUGGUCCAAAAGGGUAAGGAAGGCCACUCCAACUUAUCAAGGAAGAGGUCAUAUUGUUUCCAGAGUCUCUUCAGCUUGUGUGUUUCCAGAUUCUAUUAAGCUUGUGACACUUCGAGCCUCCUUACAUCAAACGCCAUAUAAGAGCUGAUGGAGAUAAAAGAUUCCAUCCUUGAUAUUCCGGUGCAAGAUCCCCCGCAGGAAGAUUUCUCUGCUGUCGAUUUGAAUUGGACCAAGUAUGGAACUGAUGAGCACCAUGAUGAGGUAGCCCUCAUUCCUUAUGACCGAGUUGAUGAAUUCAUGCUGGGAGAAUGUUCUAAUGUGGAGUGCCCAACACGUUUUCACAUUGAGAGAGGAAGAAAGCGAGAAAUAGGCAGUGUAAAGAACAACAAGAGUGAUGAAUAUUUGGAGUACAGGGUGUAUUGGUGUUCAUUUGGUCCUGAGAAUUAUGGAGAGGGUGGUAAUAUAUUGCCCAGUAGGAGAUAUCGACUCAAUACCAGAAACCGAGCUGCAAGGCCACAGUCCAUGCGGGGCUGUCAGUGCCGUUUCGCAGUUAAGCGUUUGUAUGCUCGCCCAUCAGUUGCACUCAUUAUAUACUAUGAGAGACGUCAUGUAAAUAAAUCGGGUGUUCUAUGUCAUGGACCACUUGAUAGAGAUGCCAUUGGCCCUGGUGCCAAGAAAAUACCCUAUAUUUCUAAUGAGAUCCAGCAGCAGACAAUGUCCAUGAUUUAUCUUGGAAUACCAGUGGAAAAUGUCUUACAGAAACAUAUUGAAGGCGUUCAACGCUACUGUGGUGCAGAUGCAAAAGUUAGUAGCCUUGCAUCUCAGUAUGUCCACAAACUCGGCAUGAUCAUCAAGCGAUCAACACAUGAAUUGGAUCUGGAUGAUCAGGCUAGCAUACGAAUGUGGGUUGAGCGCAAUAAGAAGUAUGUAUUCUUUUAUCAGGAUUGCUCUGAUACAGAUCCUUUCAUUCUAGGGAUUCAAACAGAUUGGCAGUUACAACAAAUGAUCCGUUUUGGCCAUCACAGUCUCAUGGCUGCUGAUUCAACAUUUGGCAUAAAGAAACUCAAGUACCCACUGUCUACAGUUCUUGUAUUCGAUUCGAGGUUACACGCCCUCCCAGUUGCAUGGAUCAUUACCCGUUCUGUUGCAAAGGAGGAUGUGUCAAAAUGGAUGAAAGCUCUUCGAGAACGAGCUCGUGCUGUUGAUUCUGCUUGGAAGAUCAAUGGGUUUCUAAUAGAUGAUGCUGCUUCAGAGAUUGAUCCAAUCAGGGAAAUUUUUUGCUGUCCUGUUCUUUUUUGCCUUUGGCGUGUUCGUAGAUCAUGGCUGAGGAACAUUGUCAGGAGGUGCAAUCACAUUGAAGUUCAACGUGAAAUUUUCAAACGUCUUGGAAAAAUAGUGUAUGGUAUCUGGGAUGGUGCAGAUUCUGUGGGUGCUAUGGAGGAGUUCAUCCAAGAUUUUGUUGACCAAACUGACUUCAUGCAGUAUUUUAAGGCCUGUUGGGUGCCGAAGAUAGAAAUGUGGCUUACAACCAUGAAAACUCUUCCACUUGCAAGCCAGGAAGCAUCUGGUGCCAUUGAAGCUUAUCAUGUGAAGCUGAAACUCAAACUUUAUGAUGAUUCACAUAUUGGUGCACUCCAAAGAGUUGAUUGGCUGGUGCACAAGCUGAUAACGGAGUUGCAUCCUAUCUACUGGCUUGAUCGCUAUGCAGAUGAAAGUGAUUCCUUCCAAAAUGUUAAAGAGGAGUACAUUGCUUCCACAUCAUGGCAUCGAGCACUGCAAAUUCAGGACACUGACGUUAUCUUAGAUGAUAAGGAUCACCUCUUUGCCAAGGUUGUGAGUCAAAAGGACAGUAGUCAAACACAUCUGGUCUGGAAUCCUGGGUCCGAGUUUGCUUUUUGUGAUUGUGAAUGGUCAAUGCAAGGAAACUUUUGCAAGCAUGUCAUCAAGGUCAAUAUGGUCUGCGAAAAUCAUCUAGGUUAUCAACCUUCCAUGGCAUCUCAGUCAUUCAAAGAAAUCUUAAUCAAUCUGUGGAAAAAACCCAUGGAUGAUUCAAUUUCCCUUGAUCAGUCAAUGGCCUGGAUGAGCCAGAUGCUUGACCAAAUUCAAAAACUAGUUGAAUUAAACAAUUCCAAUGACAUUGGCAGUCUGGUAAAUAAUCUACCACUGAAGUGGGUGGCCAAGAAGGGCAGAACAUCUUUUGGCAGGCCUGCAUCUGUAGUUGGUUUUCUCCCCAAGUCAAAGAAUGGUUCCAAGAAAGCUCUUAUCAUCAGAAAGAGCAGGAAGCGAAAAAGAUUGUCUCGGUUUAAGUGAUUUGUUAGUUGGAUGGACAAGAGACUUUUGUUGCUGGUGGCCCAGUAUACAUCUGCCUAGUGCCUGGUUCUAUUAUAGUGUUUAUAUGACCUGCUUUGUCAUAGCUUGGUUUUAAUUAUCUCUAAUUGGUUGGUCUGGUGUAGAGUAAGUUGCGCAACAGGGGUGAGGCAAUCUCAGAUUAACAGCAUACCUACAGCAUACCAUUGCAACCCAUCAUCUCUUCCCUUCUGCUUCAUCAUCAAAUCUGUUAGCAGAACAAGAACAGUGCAAUGAAGACAUACCCUUCAGUGCUGUAUCUCCAGUGCUCAGUACAUCUCUACACUUGCCUCUGUGGUCGAGGUGAAGUGAGUUCUUUCCUGCCUGGAUUGAAUACGACGCAAUGGCAGCCAUGAACUGUGGUAUUUAGUCAUGCAACUUUAUGGUCUUGGCUGCAUUGAUGCCAUCAGUUACAUCUUUGGCUUUAUUGGAUUCUAAUUGUCGUUGAUUGGGCUCAAUAAAUUUUAUGAUUUGAAGACAGUGAGAGCAAAUGGAGUGGACAGAAACAUAAUUUUUUGCUUGGUAUUUGCUCUUUUUGUUAUUGUCACCUCGCAAAAAGUGCAUUGAGAAGGGCAAAGCUAAUAAGGUGCGUUGCUAAAUUUGUAAUUUCUUGUUCUGUCAUCAUGGUGGUGCCAUUUUUUGUUUACUUAUUCUGUUCAAUAGGACAAGUCAACCAAGGAAAAUGGUACGAGGUCCUUUUUUUUCCAUAUAGAGUUCUUUUGUAUUGAAAACCAAACUGUUUCAAUGGUCUCAGCCAUUUUGGUGCAAGAUAUUUUCAACAAGAUGACAAUCUAAUGGUGUUGUAUCCA
Macadamia integrifolia is the source of this 3461-nucleotide messenger RNA. RefSeq lists its product as uncharacterized. Bases 454 to 2616 code for a protein of 720 amino acids. The record is from RefSeq and is a predicted model, not a curated record. Gene Ontology annotation, molecular function: zinc ion binding. Lineage: Eukaryota; Viridiplantae; Streptophyta; Magnoliopsida; Proteales; Proteaceae. The transcript has 7 exons.